This is a messenger RNA of Cylindrotheca closterium, 1065 nucleotides long. The record is from the annotation of a GenBank genome assembly. NCBI's taxonomy places the organism in Eukaryota, Bacillariophyta, Bacillariophyceae, Bacillariales, Bacillariaceae.
AUGUCUGCCUCCUUGAAGCCAUACAUUGAAACGCUUAUUGCUGGCGAACGCCAUCUUACUUCCGAAGAGACCAAAGCUGCCUUCUCGGCCAUCUUGCAAGGGGCGGAUGAAAUUCAGGUCGGAUCGUUGUUGACUUUAUUACGGGCUCGACAAGAAACUCCAGAGGAGAUUGCUGGUAUGGUCCAAGCCAUGAAUGAAGCCUGUAAUGCCGUUGACCUCGGCGACAUGAAACUUUUGGAUAUUGUGGGAACUGGUGGAGACGGUGCAGAUACCAUUAAUAUUUCGACUGCCUCUGUCGUUUUGGCAGCUGCCGCUGGGUGUACUGUUGCCAAGGCUGGAAACCGAUCUGUUAGUUCUGCGUGUGGGUCGGCUGAUGUUUUGGAAGCUCUUGGUGUAAAGGUUGCCUUGACUCCUGAGCAAGUGGUCAAGUGUGUGGAGGAAGUCAAUGUUGCUUUCAUGUUUGCUCCUGUCAACCACCCUGCCAUGAAACAUGUCGCCCCCGUUCGAAAGCGCUUGGGAUUGAGAACAUGCUUCAAUAUUCUAGGACCAAUGACAAAUGCUGCGGGAGCACAACGUGCUGUUAUUGGAGUCUUCCAUCCACAUUUGAUGCCGCUCAUGGCUGGUGCUCUACAACAGGUUGGACGUGUCGAUCAUGCUGUCAUUAUCCAUGGAGUCGGUUUGGAUGAAAUCAGUCCUCUUGGACCAGCAACAUUGUUGGAGAUCAAGAACAUUGCUCCUGCUGGAGAACCCAAAAAAUACGAAACCAAAACAUUUGAAUUUGAUCCUGAAACGGUAGGUAUCCCUCGAUGCCAAUUGAUUGAUCUCAAGGGAGGAGGUCCCGAGGAAAAUGCCGAAAAGUUCAAGGCGGUAUUGGAAGGAGGAAGUCACACUGACGCCAAGCGUGAUGCUAUCGUCUUGAAUGCUGGUGUUGGUUGUUAUAUUUAUGGAGCAAGUCCGAACAUUGAAGAGGGAUGCAAAUUGGCAAGAACAACCUUGGAGUCUGGAAAGGCUGCCGAGCUGUUGAAAAAGUGGGUUGCUGCAAGUCAAAAAAUUGCGGCUGCAUAA